AUGGUAACAUUAUUUUUUGUCUCUUUCAGGAUAAACGUUCACCUGGUUAAUUCAAGUAUCGGCGAUAUCUCGGUAUAGUACUUAAAUUUCCUCAUAUCACACCAUCCAGAUAACUACGAGACAUCCCUCUAAAACAGCCACAGUACUGUUGCUUUUACCAUUAAAUGGUGAAAAUGUAGACCAAAAAUAGAAAAAUGGGCGAUGGGCAGUGUGCAUUGGUACAAAAAUGGACCAUAACUGAACAAAAACGAUAGGCAAGAUGCAUAGCGACGAGUAAACAACAAGUUUAUUCACUGGAGUAUUCUGAGUAACGACAGCUUAAUACGGGUACUCAAUACAUAACCACAAAAAUGAAGACAAUUCUAGUAUUUAUUAACCAGUGUAUCCAGUGAACAUUGAGAUCAAAGCAGUCACCAUCAACUAAUACUUAUAACUCUGGUUUGGUAAGCAUGUUCAUUGCUGGUGAUGCCAUGACAUUACCUCGCUGAGGUAAGUGUCAGUGAACUUUACUGAAGUCAGGCCAAGUUUUACAUCUAGCUUGUAAGAUCGCUGCUGUGUAAAGUUGUUGACUGAGUAGCUCAAUGUCUCAUUACGCAGAUCGACGUGAAGUUGCUGCAGAUUGCCUUGGAUGUGUUUGCGGACACAAUCAUCCUAAAACAGUUAAAUGGUAAAACGCCAAUAUUCCCCUCUGGUUUUGUUCAACUUUGCUCGUGAAUCGCACCGUUUGUACAUACACCUCUUCUUCUAUUCAUGCCAAAUCACCUUCACUGCCUCGUUUUAAACGAAAACUACUUUUGAAUUCUGCUGAUAUAUUGGAGACAUUAGGGCUAAAAAGCACAAACAUAAAAGAACAAUAACGCCGUCUCUAUAGCCCACGUUCGAUGUAUUAAAAUUAUGGUAUGACUCCGAGAUUUUCUGGUCAUUUUCCUAUAUUUUGUUUAAUUUUCUUUGUGCUUAAGUCUCUUCUGAGAAUUACGACACAAUGAAGUCGUAAACAAUUUGCAAUUUCGACCGUGAGGCCUCGGAGCCAUGUUAGAUUUUAAUAUAUCGAACGUGGGCUAUUGAUGAGGGAGUUCUAUGCGAACCUUAUUUUCUAGUUCUUUUUAUGAUAUUUCUAAUCACUUUAUGAAUACUUAUUACAACCUCGUAAGAGGCAACUUGUGUCAAUAAAUUCAGAUAGAAAGACAAUAUUAUAAGGCACCUGUGGUAUCUGCACUCUUGAGUACAGACCUUCUUUAGCAAAACUGUCGAUACCUAUGCUUUCUCCACGCUCGCUGAGUCACAAAAAAGUGGUUGAAGAAUAUACAACGGUUUUACUUGUGCGUGGUGUUUUUAUCUGUCAAAGAGCUUUCCCCGCCAAAUAAGAUCUUUGGUGCACUAGUUUACUUUGACUGUGUCAUUGUUACCUAACAAUCAUAUUCAUUUUGUUUUUCUUAGAAAUCGGUGAGAAAGGUUUUCCUUUGCCAGUUGUAGACGGUGUACAACUGGUAAACCCGGAAGUAACACGUGGACAGGUAAAGAACGUUUUUCGGUUUUGCAAAAUAGGUUACUAAGAGAUAACAUGCUUUACCUUCAUACAUGCCUUCGCAGCUAUAUUUAAUAGAACCUUUCAUGCUAUUUCUUCCACCGCUACUAGCUGCUACUACGUUUAUGUUUGUUUCGUGUUCUUAUGCUUGCGUCGAAUGAGUAUAGGAGGCUAAAUGAUCAAACUUCUUGCUCUCACGUGCUUAUCUAAGUGAGCAGUUAGCAACUCUCUGGGUCGGUUAUUUAAACAGAUUUUAACCAAUUAAUCAAUUUUAGUAUGUCCAACGCUUUUAUCAAACCGUUCCAUGAAAGAAUAUAGCGUAGACUGGAAAGAUUCGGAAAGAUACUUUAAAAAAAAGCCACUAAAGAAGAGAUAUUUCUUAAACUGCAGCUUAGGUUAGACUUCUUUUAAAUGACCGACCCUCUGUUUUCAAGUCUAAUAAACCAAAAAAUUUUGAUUUGUUUGAACAGAACUUCAACCUCAUAGCAACUGACUUUAAGUACGCACCAACUAAGAAGGCUGGUCUGAGGGGAAGCGAGGAAGCAAAGAAUAAUAUAAUUGUAUUUUAA
Molecule: messenger RNA, 2094 nt
Organism: Porites evermanni
Lineage: Eukaryota; Metazoa; Cnidaria; Anthozoa; Scleractinia; Poritidae
Source: the annotation of a GenBank genome assembly